This is a messenger RNA of Priapulus caudatus, 417 nucleotides long. RefSeq names its product metabotropic glutamate receptor 2-like. The transcript is spliced from 2 exons. Gene Ontology annotation, molecular function: group II metabotropic glutamate receptor activity. The coding region runs from base 1 to 417 and encodes 138 amino acids. Lineage: Eukaryota; Metazoa; Priapulida; Priapulimorpha; Priapulimorphida; Priapulidae. The record is from RefSeq and is a predicted model, not a curated record. Gene Ontology annotation, biological process: regulation of synaptic transmission, glutamatergic; G protein-coupled glutamate receptor signaling pathway. Gene Ontology annotation, cellular component: membrane.
AUGACGGACGUCGCCGAGCGUGCUUCGCACGCGCUACUCGUCGGCACGGCGACGGCGCUGCUCGUGCCCAACCUACCCGACUACCGGCUCGUCGUACCCGGCGACGUCUACCUCGGCGCCGUCAUCUCCAUGUCGCAGUACGAUGCGACCGACUUCUGCGGCGUCGGCAACAACAACUUCAACUUCCAGUUCGUCUGGGCGUUCCUGUUCGCCGUCGAGCAGAUUAACGCCGAUCCGGAGCUGCUUCCGAACGUGACGCUCGGCGCCUACCUACUCGACGGAUGCACGAAGGAUUCGACGGCACUGGCGCAGGUGUGGUCUUAUAAUAACAGGUGCUGCAGAUCACUACCGAAGAUCGCGGCGAGCCCGCUCGGUCCGCGUCGUCGGCGACUGCGUACAGUUCGAUCAGCACUCUGA